Molecule: messenger RNA, 1340 nt
Organism: Desarmillaria tabescens
Lineage: Eukaryota; Fungi; Basidiomycota; Agaricomycetes; Agaricales; Physalacriaceae
Product: lectin
Exons: 5
Coding region: 30-1154 (374 amino acids)
Source: RefSeq, a predicted model, not a curated record
CCACCGACAGGUAGAUACUUCUCUCUCUAAUGUUCGCCCGAGUUCUCUUGCUCUUGCCCGUCGUUCUUUCCGCGGUCUUCACGACUGCCUUCCCUGCAUCGGAAAGAGGUCUCGUUGCCGGUGCGGUGGCUGCUGAAAGCGCGUCUCUCGCAGCGCGCGCCGCAGCCCAGCCUCUUACUCUAGCCAACUCCAACUGGAUUUGGACUGGAGAAGAGGCCAGCGCAGGUGGGGACGCGCCCGUCGGUUCUCGUCCCUUCCGCAAGACUAUCCCUCACACCAGCACCAAGUGCCCGGUAUGCGCGACAAUCCUCCUUGCUACCGACAAUCUCCACACACUGUACGUCAACGGCGCUGAAAUCGGCUCAGGAGCAUCUUUCUCAGCCGCACAGGUGUACACCGUCGGUCUCAACCCAGAAUCGGACAACGUCAUCACCGUCAAUGGUACCAACACUGGAGGACCUGCCGGUCUGAUCGCUACCGUCCUCGUUGACUACGCCGACGGCACCACAGAGACCUUUGUCACCGACGCGUCCUGGAAGACCCUCAGGUCCGCUCCCCCAGCUGGAUUCGAGAACCCGAGCUUGGAUGACUCGACAUGGAUUGCAGCAGUUGGGCAGGGCCAGGAAGGUGUAUCUCCCUGGGGCCAGACCGCGCUUCCUCCCGCGCUUGAUAUGACCCAGAGCAACUGGAUUUGGACAGGCGAGACCGACUCGGCGGGAAACGCGCCGGUCGGGCACAGGGCUUUCAGGAAGACCAUCACUUCCCCGUAUGGCAAGGGCGCGGUGUGUGCGAAGGUAGUCAUCACUGUCGAUAACGCUUACACUCUCUACGCCAACGGCCAGUCCCUCGGUUCGGGCACUGACUUCAACGUUGCCCAAGCGUACUCCGUACCCCAACUGGACCCCAACCAGAACGUGUUCGCAGUCGAUGGAGAGAACACUGGUGGUCCGGCUGGUGUCAUUGCUACCAUCCUAGUAGCGUAUAACGACGGGACCUCGGCUUCCUACGUCACGGAUACUACCUGGAAGGCAUCCACCAGUCUGCCUACUGGAUUCCAGCUUCCCGCGACCGAUGAUAGCACUUGGAGCGGUGCUACGGUUGUAGGCAAGUACGGCGAUGCUCCUUGGGGAGCUAUUACCGUCCCGACUGCAUAGGUGCUCGAGCAACUAUCUUCGGAUAUCAUUCCUUUACCUUGAUGCUUUAUCUUUACAUUCACAGAAAAUAUAUACACAAGAUCUUUAAUUGAAUGUAACCUGUCUUCUGUCUCUAGUUUGAUAAAUAGUUGAAUGGCUUUGAUUUGAAGUUUGCGGGUAUUGAGGAAUCAACACAAAGCGACUGAC